AUGUCGGACUCUCCUCUAGGAACCGUCUCCUCUGCUCAUGCACCACACCAAGAUGGCACGAAUUAUCUUCAUCCUCAACUCACAUGUAGCGAAGGCGGGGCUGCCGAAGCCUUGGAUAAGCCAAAUGAUGAGGUGUAUGAUUGGGAACACGACACAGCGAACCCCAGGAAUUGGCCUCUCGCAAAGAAAUGGAUAACCACUACAGUCGUCUCGCUGUACACACUUGUCACACCGUUAGCAAGCGCUAUCAUGGCACCUGGUUUGCCUGACUUGGCCAUAAAAUUUGGCAUAACCAAUCCAACAAUCUUAGCGUUGACUCUGAGUAUCUUCGUUCUAUCGUAUGCCAUUGGUCUAUUAUUCGCGGCACCCUUAUCGGAAGUAUAUGGUCGUGUGUGGGUGCUCCACCUAGGAAACUUCUUCUUUCUCGCGUUUAAUCUCGGCUGCGCUUUGUCGGCCAAUACCAUGUCCUUGAUCGUGUUCCGGUUUCUAGCUGGAUUGGCGGGGAGUGCGCCUAUAGCAUGCGGCUCAGGUGUCAUCAGCGAUCUCUUUUUGGAACACGAGCGCGCCUCAGCUAUGGCACUAUACAGCAUUGGACCUAUGCUUGGCGAUUCACUCAUAGGCCCCGCUAUUGGUCCUGUUAUAGGGGGUUUCAUCGCAGAGUCGGUCGGUGUACAGUAUGUUUUCUAUGUCAUCGCUGCGAUCUCUGGUAUUGCCGCAAUACUUGGCAUCCCUCUCAUGAGAGAAACAUAUGUACCAGUCAUCAGGUUUCGUCUUAACGCCAUGACACUAGAUCCCGAAAAGACAUCUGUUGGGCAUCCUGUCCUGGCCGCACAUCAUAUGGACAAGUGGGUUUACUUAUGGGUUAAUCUCAAGCGACCGGUCAUUUUACUGACCAGGAGUUUCAUAUGCUUCAUCUUGAGCUUGUAUAUGGCUUUGAUGUACGGUAUCUACUUCUUGUUAUUUACUACUUUCCCCGACCUCUUUGCAAACGUGUACCACUUCAGCAUUGGAAUCGGAGGUCUGACAUAUAUCGGAGUUGGUUUUGGAUUCGUAGUUGCUACCGUGUUUGGCGCCAAACUUUCCGACAAGAUCUACAUAUACCUUACUGCAAAAAAUGGAGGGAGGGGUCGACCAGAGAUGCGUGUGCCUGCUCUGAUAUUCGGGUCGUUUUUUGUCCCAGUGGGACUGCUUUGGUAUGGCUGGUCUGCCCAAGCCAAGGCACACUUUAUGAUGCCCAUCAUUGGCACCUCUAUCUUUGGAUUCGGAAUAUUGACAUGUUUCCUCCCUAUUCAACUAUAUCUCGUGGAUACAUUUACAUACGCUGCAAGCGCUACUGCAGCCGCUUCUGCCUUCCGUUCACUCCUUGGGUUCGCAUUCCCUUUAUUUGGACAACAGAUGUUUGCGACGCUCGAUUAUGGCGGAGGCAAUACGCUUCUUGCAGGCUUUGCCAUCAUCAUUGGUAUACCCUUCCCCGUGUGGAUAUAUUUCGCCGGCGAAGGUAUCCGCACGAAGAGUUCCUUGGCUCGUUGAUCUGUUUCAAGUUGUCCUUCCAACCAAAGUCUCUUCAUGAUCAUGGGAGUAUGAUGAUUACGCCAAUAGCCUGUAGAGAUAAGGAAAGGUUACAGAGCUACGAAAGAUAAAUAUUCAGGAGGCAUGAAUUAGCUGGCCUCAUCAUGAGCCGUGGCGUAGUCGUGUCUAGUAGUACAAAGAAUUUAAGAAACAACUUUAAGCGCUCAUUACAUCAGCUAUCCUUU
Molecule: messenger RNA, 1754 nt
Organism: Suillus discolor
Lineage: Eukaryota; Fungi; Basidiomycota; Agaricomycetes; Boletales; Suillaceae
Product: multidrug resistance protein 4
Exons: 12
Coding region: 1-1530 (509 amino acids)
Biological process (GO): transmembrane transport
Molecular function (GO): transmembrane transporter activity
Source: RefSeq, a predicted model, not a curated record